AGUCUGACGCAAGCGCAGUAGUGAUCGUGGCGAGGUUAUGAACACACGUGUGCUCAUAAAACAACGAUAAAUAUCAUAUAAACAGUGUAUCGAUAACAGAAAAUCGAUUCUCGAUAUGAAUUCGACACCAGUGAACCUACAGGAGUUAAAACCUGAAGAAUUUAAAUCGUUUCUCGAUUCUUUCGAUUACGUGUUCUCGGAUUGUGAUGGUGUAAUAUGGGCCAAAACUGCAUUACCUGGCGCUGGAAAAUUCUUCAGUCUGAUGAAGAAACAUGGAAAGAAAGUACAUUUCGUUUCAAACAACAGCCUUAGAAGUAGAGAAAACUAUGAAAGGCGGUUUGAAGACGCUGAAAUUGAAAAUGGUUUCGAGAACCUCACAGUACCUGCGAUCGCGAUCGCUGAAUACUUGAAGUCUGUUAACUUUAACAAGAAGGUUUACAGUAUCAGCUGUCCAGAGACAAAUAAUGUGUUGAAGUCCUAUGGAUAUGAAAUCAAAGAAGGCCCCGAUGUUGGAACAGAUUACUAUGAAGACUACGUUCUUUAUUCCGCUGAUGAUCCCGAAAUUGGAGCUGUGGUGAUGGACUGUGACUUCAAAGUGAACUUGCCCAAACUGAAUAAGGCCAGUGCUUACCUGUCCAGACCUGAAGUAUUGUUCCUGUGUGGUGCUACUGACAAAUAUGUGUAUUACAGACAAGGAUUCCGUACUUUAGCUACGGGAGCAUUCACAAACUUAGUGGCUGAAGAAACAAAUCGUUCACCAGUGACAUUGGGUAAACCUGGCAAGGCCUUCGGAGAGUUCGCGAUGAAGAGGGCUGGAGUGUCAGAUCCCAGCCGCGUGCUCUUUAUUGGGGACAUGAUCGAGCAAGAUGUAGGUCUUGGAAAAGCAACUGGGUUCAAAACCUUAUUGGUUUUAAAUAACCUCACCGUCGAUAUAAUGUUAGAUCACAAAACUAUCAGACCGGACUUCUACGCCCAAUCUCUUGGUAGUCUAGUACCUCAAUUAGAACAAUCUUUUAACUAAAUGAUUAAAUAAAUACUGAACUUCACCAUUAAAUGUACUGCAAUUUUGCAUACUUUAUUUUUUAUCUUGUUUAUGUUUAAACAUUCAUAAGACAUACUAAAUUAAGUUUGGGAGACCAGUGCUU
Molecule: messenger RNA, 1145 nt
Organism: Spodoptera litura
Lineage: Eukaryota; Metazoa; Arthropoda; Insecta; Lepidoptera; Noctuidae
Cellular component (GO): cytoplasm
Molecular function (GO): phosphatase activity
Source: RefSeq, a predicted model, not a curated record